GGCUCUCAUUUCAUUUGACGAGCGUUUCGUUUCAAUUUCCGGGCUUUCCCCUUCCCCCACCUCUCUUCUUCUUCUGCUCCUCGUUUGCUCACUGGACCAGCGGGAUUGGUCGCUGUUCGAUGGAGGUCUGGCUGCGGCGUGGGGGGUUUACGCCCGUUCGCUGGGUCUUGGAGGGUCCUGUCGCCGCCUACUGGUUCUGGUGGUCGGAUAGGUGAAGGAUCCGAAGGGUUUUGAGCUGAUCCGUGGUCGUUUGGCUGUCGGCUUGAUCCUAUCUUUGCUGAUCGCUCUGCAACAGCCAAGGCCCAUCUCCGCCUAGCCGGAACAUGUGCGGCGGCCCCGAACGCAUAAGGCCUUCUUCGUCGUCAACCUCGCAGGAAGAGAAGUUCAACAGCAGCAGCAGCAGAGGUGGCGGGUUUGCUGGCGAAGGAAUGAACCACCUCGCCGUGGAGACCGACGACUCGUCCUCGAGCCUUCUCGAGCUCGCGGCGAACAACGAUGUCGGCGCCUUCAGGCGAUCGCUCGACCGCGACCCCUCGGCCGUUGAUGAGGUCGGCCUCUGGUACGGCCGCGAGAAGGGCUCCAACAGGAUGCUCCUCCAGCACCGCACUCCGCUUAUGGUCGCCGCGACUUAUGGCAGCCUCGAUGUCCUCGAACUUCUCCUCUCUUUGCCUUCUUCCGUCGAUGUCAGCCGAGCUGACGGGCAUGACAGAACCACGGCCUUGCACUGCGCUGCCUCAGGGGGUUCUCCCAACGCUGCUGAUGCUGUGAAGUUGCUACUUUCUGCCGGUGCCGACUCUAACUUGGUCGACGCUAGUGGCCACCGGCCUGCUGAUGUGGUUGUCGUGCCCCUAAAGGUGCCUGAUGUGAGGACUGUGCUGGAAGAACUUCUAGGGAGGAGCUCUAAUGGUACAUGCAGGGAUCACCAUCAUCGUGCUCUUCGCACGAUUACGAGGUUAUCGAAGACAGAUUCGCAGCCCCCGUCUUCCUCUCUUGACGAGGACGGAACACCAUCGUCGGACUCGGCUUCUUUCCCCGCGACAAUUGCCAAAGCCCCCGAACUCCAGCCACCUGCCGUGGUGACUGAGAAAAAAGAGUAUCCUGUGGACCCGUCGCUUCCAGACAUCAAGAGCAGCAUCUACGCAACUGAUGAGUUCCGAAUGUACUCGUUCAAAGUCCGACCAUGUUCGCGAGCCUACUCCCAUGAUUGGACUGAGUGCCCUUUCGUUCAUCCCGGCGAGAAUGCCCGGCGGCGUGACCCAAGGAAGUAUCACUAUAGUUGUGUUCCGUGCCCUGAUUUCCGAAAGGGAACUUGCAGGAGGGGCGACAUGUGUGAGUAUGCGCAUGGGGUGUUUGAGUGUUGGCUUCACCCAGCGCAGUACCGCACUAGGCUUUGCAAGGAUGGGACUAACUGCUCUCGCCGUGUCUGUUUUUUUGCCCACACUCAUGAAGAGCUCCGUCCGCUGUACAUGUCCACUGGCUCUGCAGUGCCAUCGUCUUCUGCUGCUAUUGAGAUGGCUGCCGCUAUGGGCCUCAUGCCUGGGUCUCCAUCUUCCAUCUCCACUGUGAUGCAUCCUUUCACUUCACCAUUGUCCCCAUCUGGAAAUGGUAUCGGUCACUCUUCAUUGGCAUGGGCUCAGCCAAAUGUGCCUGUGCUUCAUCUUCCUGGGAUCAAUCUCAAGGGGAGCAGGUUACGCACAUCUCUCAGUGCGAGGGAGAUGCCUUUGGAUGAUUUUUCUGCGAUGCCUGAAUUUGAUGCUCAGCAGCUGCUAAAUGAUCCGUCCCACACUUGCCUGAGCCCAUCAAUGGGGAAUUUGAUGGUGCGACCAAAGAUCCUUGCUCCAUCAAACCUUGAUGACCUUUUCUCAGCUGAGAUUGCCUCGUCUCCAAAGUAUAAUUCUGAUCAAGGUGCAAUUUUUUCUCCAUCCCACAAGGCUGCUAUUCACAGUCAAUUCCAGCAGCAGCAGCAAGGCUUGCUCUCACCAAUUAACACAGUUUUCUCACCCAAAGCCAUGGAAAACCAGCUGCUUCCGGGACGCCCUACCCUGCUGCAUGCCUCACUUGGUGUCUCUUCACCUGGCAUGAUGUCCCCUAGAAGCAUGGAGCCUGCUUCUCCCAAGAGCUCUCAUCUGGCUUUGCUUGGUCAGCAGGAGAAGCAACAGCAGACACUUCAGAGCCUGAGCUCUCGUGAUCUUGGUUCUGGAACAUCCCUGGUUUUUGGUUCUUCUGGUAACUCUUCAUGGUCAAAGUGGGCUUCACCUUCUGGGAUUCUUGACUUGGGAGUGAAUGGCGAAGAGCUUGGUCGUCUCAAUCGAUCAUCUUCCUUUGAGCUGCAGGCUAAUGGCGAGGAGCCUGAUCUCUCAUGGGUCCACUCUUUAGUGAGAGAAUCGCCAUCUGAGGAAGUGGGCACUGCUUCAGUUGCUCCAGCUUGGCCUUCCGGCUUGGGUCCUGCUGCUGAUGGAGUUGAGGAUUCCAAUUGAAAUGGCCAGUCUGUGACCUUGAUCAAGCUGCAGUCCUUGGUGCCUGGCUUGAGUAGAUGCAGCUUGAUCGAAUGGUACCCCAACACAACUCAAAUUUUUGCUGAACAUCUUGGACAGGCAUUCGGUAGUAGCUAAUGAUCUAAGUAAAUAGUAUUUUUUUGGUUUGUUGGGAAGGUGAACUAGAGGAAAGAAUCUGAAGGUUUAAAUUCCAUAGAUUCAUUAUCUUGAGAAAUGGAUUUAUUGUUACUUCAAGAGGAGUUCUAAAAGGUCAAAAACAUUGGAAGGCAUCGUAUCUGGGUUAUUUCAAUUCUGCCCAGGUGAUCUCCGCCUAUAUUUUGAAUUUUCUUUACUUUCUUUUUCUUUUCACAAUUGGUUGUUAAUCUCCAAAGCCCAGGUCAACAGGCUUCAUGGCUUUGAAACUUGUGGAGCUUCUGUCUGAGUUUUUAGGGGGUUAAAAUCCCAUUCCUUUGUUAUGAAGAUUAUUAUCUUGGUGGGUCGUGAGGAGACUGUUGCGGUUUCACCUGUUCUGCAUAUGACUAAAUCAGUGUUUCUGAGAGAAGGAAAGAAUGGAAAGUGUGCUCAAGUGCACCGCAUGGAGCUUAAAAAAUUUUUGUUGUCUUGAUGGAUCUAACGGCAGGGAAAAAAUGGUAGUUGUGUUCUUAUGUAACUUCUGAUCGAACUUCAACACUGUAAUUUCAAUUCAUUUUUUCUUUUGUCUUUUCUUCAUUCUUUCUUGUGCAUUAUAUAAAGUUUCAAUUUGUGCACGUA
Molecule: messenger RNA, 3245 nt
Organism: Musa acuminata AAA Group (dessert banana)
Lineage: Eukaryota; Viridiplantae; Streptophyta; Magnoliopsida; Zingiberales; Musaceae
Product: zinc finger CCCH domain-containing protein 24
Exons: 2
Coding region: 324-2477 (717 amino acids)
Molecular function (GO): protein binding; metal ion binding
Source: RefSeq, a predicted model, not a curated record